UAUGAGAGAGAGUUAGAUAGGAGGUUUGUUGUGCCUGAUGAUGCGGCAACAGUGGGAGGUGGGAAGCGGAGGAGAAGGGCCGAAGGAUUGCGCUCAAAGGAUUUGGACGACGAGGAGGAGUAUGAGAGGGAGCUAGACAGGAGGUUUAUUGUACCGGAUGGGAGAACAUCUGUUACAUAUGCGACAAUGGUGGUAAUCUGAUCAUGUGCGAGGGGCCCUGCCUCCGGUCCUUCCAUCCCAAACCUUCUUCCCGAGCCGACGCUGAGGAGGUUCGGGACAACCGGUGCACCACAGUCGGGAUCACCGAGCCUGAGGCGCGGGCUGAGAACCCGUGGCUGUGUCCUAAUUGCAGGUCCGGGCUGCAGGUGUGCUUUAUCUGCUACAGGCUUGGGAGGGAAAUUUCUGAGGGCAAGGGAGAAGGGGAUGGAGAGGUAUUUAUGUGCGGAGCAGAUUUUUGCGGGCAGUUUUUUCAUGCUGAUUGCGUGGCUCCAUGGAUCGUGCGCCUGAAACGCCUGGAGCCACCUGAAAUUUCACCUGAAGUUUCACCUGGUGUUUCACCUGGCGUUUCACCUGAGGACAGGGAGAUGGUCAGGGCGGAAGAGGUGAAGCGGGUGGCUGAUGGCAUUCGCGGUCGGGCAGCUGGAGAGGAUAAUUUUAUCUGCCCCAGGCACACGUGUGUGCGUUGUCGAAAGGGAGGGAUUCUUUCUGGUACUACCAGUGGGGAUGGUGCUGCUGGUAGUGGUGGUGGGGAUGGUGCUUCUGCUGCUGCUGCUGCUGCUGCCGCUGCAGUGGGGAGUGCUGCUACUGGUGGUGGUGACGCCACUGCUGCUGCUGCUUGUGAUGGUGGCAAUGGCUCGGCUGCUGCUGCUGCAGAGGCUGCUGCUGCUUCUGGGAAUGGCCGUAGCAAGAUUGGUGAUGUAUCAAGGGCGGAUCUGGACUCAGAAAAGAACAAGCUCGUGCCAUGCCGUCGCUGCCCGACCGUUUUCCACUUGCAGUGCCUGCCCAGAAACCUGCCCAAAAGCAAUCGGCGGGCAGGCGAAGGAAGGCCGCAGCGGGUGUGGGGACUAAGCAGGGAGUUUGGGGGGGAUGGGGGCGAUGGGUUUCCCCUCAUGCUGUACUGCGACCGGCAUCGGAUCGGGAGGGAGUGAGAGGGGAGGAGUUGAGAGCGGAGGGAGUGGGACUGCACUGGUUGGAGGGUUAUCAAUGAGUGACUUAGUGCAACGGGCACGACUGGCGACCGCUCUUCACCACACCCCUUCUCACCAUACUGCUUCUCACCAUACUGCUUCUCACCAUACUGCUUCUCACCACACCCCCGCUCGCCACCUCCCCUCUCGCCACAUCUCUUUUCACCAUACUGCACCGCACUCUACAUCCCUUCACCAAAUCUCAUCCUUCCAUACCUCUCGUUACCCCCCAUCCGUUCAUCAUACCUCGUCUAUGCACUCCCCUCUUCCUCGUUCUCCUGUUACCCCUCCUCAUCCUUAUUCCCCCCCUCUUUCUCCUCGUUAUUCUCGCCACACUCCCAACUCUCCUUAUUCUCCUUAUUCUCCUUCUUCUCCUUCUUCUCCUUCCUAUGGUCUUACAUCUCCCUCUUAUUCUCCCACUUCUCCCUCUGAUUCUCCUACCUAUCCUUGUUAUUCCCCUACGUCUCCCUCUUAUUCUCCCACGUCUCCUUCUUAUUCUCCGUCUUAUGCUCCUUAUGCUUCUUAUAAUCCUUAUAAUCCU
Closterium sp. NIES-67 is the source of this 1728-nucleotide messenger RNA. The record is from the annotation of a GenBank genome assembly. NCBI's taxonomy places the organism in Eukaryota, Viridiplantae, Streptophyta, Zygnematophyceae, Desmidiales, Closteriaceae.